UGUUUUAGUGAAAUUUUAACUUAAAAUAAUGGAUUUAGAAAAUAUAAACAGCUGGGUCUCACAGCCAGAUGUAUGCAGGUGUUGCCUUUCGGCCAGCGGGACGUGGGAUGUCACAGCUUCUUACAUAUCAGAUUCGGGAAUCAAGGAAGUGUAUUUUGAAAUGCUUCGAGAUUGUUAUGGCAUUACUUUGUCCUAUCUCUCGGAGUGGGGCCCGAGCCGGAUGGUGUGCAAGCUGUGUGUGGGUCACCUGAGGGAGGCCUGCAGCUUCCGCGACCAGGUCAGGGCUGCGGAGAAACAUUUUACGGAAUACUGCAGCAGUAGAGAUCAUAACACUGGCAUGGUGACAGUCAAAUUAGAAGAAAAUGUCAAAGCUAACAGUCCAGAAGCUGAUGGUUUCAGUGAUAGGGGAGUCCCAUCUGAAGACGAAAACAAUCGAAUAUCGCCUCCAGUUGUAAAACCUGAAAAAAGAAUACAAAAGAGAAAGAGACAGAAAACAGAUAAAGUGAGACAAAAGAAAAAGAAAACUAAAACGGAAUACGAUUCAGAUACGCCUAUUGCCAACAUGAUAGAUAAGAAUGAACCUUCAUGCAAUGAUAAUAAGGCUGUGAUUGGAAAUGUAAAAGAUGAAACUCCCAAUGUUGAGAGGCCACCGCAUACCGGGGCGAACGGUGCCAAGCACUUAUCGGACCGGAAACGCGUCAUGCUGACGUGUGACGUCGUCCUUAGACACACCACCGCGUGCCCCUUCCGUCACCACAAGAGCUGGUUCCAAUGCUUCUUCUGCUCACAAGGAUUCAUGGAAAUGAACCUCCUCAGAAACCACACCCUCCAAGAUCACUCAAAUGUAGACUCUGAAAUAAAAAAAAUAAAACGCUACCCGCGCUCCCUCCAAAUCGACAUUUCGAAUUUAGAAUGCCGCAACUGUCACUCGCCGAUGACAGAUGUCAACGAAAUGCGCCGCCAUCUUAGCGACGCGCACAGUAAAGUCAUUUACAACGAGUGCAUAGCCGAUUAUAAGGUUAACGCCAGUCCGUUUACGUGUCAUAUUUGCAAACAGGAGUUCCACGUGUUCCGAACUCUGACUACCCACAUAAACGAGCAUUACGCGAACUGUAUUUGCGAGGUUUGCGGGAAAUCGUUCCUUAAUUCUAAGAGGCUUAAGGUUCACAAACGCACUCACGAAUCUGGAAACUUCCCUUGUUCCGAAUGUGGGAAGGUUUUGAAGACGAAGACUUCCCAAGCUAACCACAUGGAGAGUGCUCACUCUAAGCGACAAAUGAAGUGCCAGAUCUGUUUUAAGCCCAUGAAACAUUAUAAUGAGAGGAUCAAACACAUGUCGGAAGUUCACAACAUAACGCAUAAGUUCAAAUGUCCUAUAUGCGGUAGGGAGUACAAUAUAAAACAUUAUUUGGCGACUCACAUACGCCAGACUCACGGGCAUAAGAAUAAAAAGUGCUCUGAGUGUGGCAUGGCCUUUAUUACGAAUCAUGGCUUGAAAAAGCAUAUGCUUAAACAUUCAGGAGUCAAGCCGUUUUCUUGCAAUGUCUGUAGUAAAUCGUACGCGAGGAGUUAUACUUUGAAAGAACACAUGCGGGUUCACGAUAAUGACAGGAGGUUUGGUUGCCCUGAGUAAAACUGAAGGCGCCAUC
Messenger RNA from Ostrinia nubilalis (European corn borer), 1649 nucleotides. Its product is annotated as gastrula zinc finger protein XlCGF48.2-like. NCBI's taxonomy places the organism in Eukaryota, Metazoa, Arthropoda, Insecta, Lepidoptera, Crambidae. The transcript is spliced from 5 exons. The record is from RefSeq and is a predicted model, not a curated record. Bases 29 to 1633 code for a protein of 534 amino acids. Gene Ontology annotation, molecular function: zinc ion binding. Gene Ontology annotation, cellular component: nucleus.